AUGGAACCCAUGCCCACACCACAAUCCAUACUUUCUUCAGAUCUGGACUGUGGACACGUCGACCGAGUCUUCAUCAUACGCUAUUGGAAGGACCUUGGUGCUAAAUGGACUGUUGUGGAUUACCAAAGUAAUGUUCACCAUGUUACUUACAACAUGGAUAUUCACACUCCAAUGAUUACUCAAGGCUGGAACCAACUAAGAUCUUUCUAUGGAGAUCAGUCAGACAAGUUGGUUGUGUUCAAAUACGUGGGAAAUUCAUCUUUCGUAAUCCACGUCUCUAAACGUUCUGCAAACACAGGAAUCAAGACCAAGUUCCUCAACAAUGUUGCCAUACGUCGUCCUCUCUUUAUGUCGAACUUAAUCCAUUUUACUGUUGAACUAUCCACAUACUACUGUCAAGCAAGCGACCUGUAUUUGAAGAAAGAAUUUGCUACUUAUUUUCAAAACAGUGGACUUUCUUCUGUUGUUUUACAUGGACCCCGGGGCAAGGUCGAGUGUAAAUUGAUAAUAAGACGUAGGUCUGUUAAGAUAGGAUCUGGCUGGAAAGACUUUUGUGCUCUUCAUCAACUCUCUGUACAGGAUCACCCUGAAUUAUUUUUUGAAGUUGAAAGUCAAAGAACAAGCAGAGAUAUCAAAGUUCUUUAUCCACUUUUUUGGUUUUAAAGUUGUAAUUUUUUAUUUUAUUUAGUUUGAACUUUUUAUA
Vigna unguiculata (cowpea) is the source of this 703-nucleotide messenger RNA. RefSeq lists its product as uncharacterized. NCBI's taxonomy places the organism in Eukaryota, Viridiplantae, Streptophyta, Magnoliopsida, Fabales, Fabaceae. The record is from RefSeq and is a predicted model, not a curated record.